AUGGGCGAAAAGAUCAAUGAAGAGCAGGUCGCAAACCUGCUCGCUGUCCUGCGAACCGAUACCUCGAUCGAUGCGAAAGUUAGUCAAAUCAACAAUGUCAAAUCCGGCAUCAAGCAGAACAAUGUCCCCGAGCCGUGUAUACUCCCCCUCUUCGAAGCUACACGAAUAUCAAUGACUUCGUCGCACGCUGCAAUUGUCAAUGCUGGCUUCUCUACUUUGAACCAUCUCCUCACACGGUUGUCACGACAGGAGCCAAAAUAUGUUGUCAAGGAGGCUGGGCGAACCUUACCCUUGGUGAUCGAGAAAAUGGGCGAUCUGAAGGAGAAAUAUAGACAGCUUGCGGCGCAAUGCUUAACGACGUUCUGGAGAAUUACUCCGCUGGAUGUGGAAAGAAUAGUCAAGAAUUCUGGUCUCGCGGGCAAGAAUUCGAGGAUGAAGGAAGCAUGUAUGACCUGGGUCGUACAGAUGCACCAAGAAAAUGGCAUGCCUUUCAAAAGCUUUGUUUCCACAUUGAUGGAGCUUCUUGAAGAUGCAGACGGGAUGGUCCGAGAUACUGCUCGGAAUUCGGUCAUUGCACUCUUCCAAAACGCCCCAAAUGCUGCGAAGUCCGACUUGAAAAAGCAAUUGAAGAAUUUCAAUGUCCGUCCGGCAAUUGUUGCAGCUAUCGUACCCCACCUUGGUCCAGGAGGACCCCCAGAACCAGCCGAAUCGGAAGUAGUAGACAUACCACCGCGGCCAACUUUCUCCAAUAGCGUAUCGUCCAUGUCCAGCAUUAGACCAUCUACACCAGUCCAGGAGGCAAAAAUCGAGCACGUGGAGCCUUCAUACGUCAACACGAAUAGGGAAUUGGAGGACACCUUCAGAGAAAUGCACCCACAUUUUGAAGGCAAGGAGUCUGAAGCGAAUUGGUUGAAGAGAGAGCAAAGCUGCACAAAAUUACGGAGACUUAAUGCUGGAAACGCACCAAGCGACUUCCAUGACACUUUUCUCGCUGGAAUUAAGGGUCUCCUAGAUGGCAUUUUAAAAGCGGUGAACUCCCUGAGAACGAGUCUUUCCAAAGAGGGCUGCAGUGUUAUCCAAGAAGUCGCCAGAACCGCUGGCCCAGGUUUGGAUCCCAUGGUUGAGAUUCUUCUUCAAAAUUUGAUCAAGCUGUGUGGCGGAACCAAAAAAAUCAGCUCGCAGAACGGAAACUUGACCGUCGAUAUCAUCAUUGGAAGAGUUACAUACAAUAUACGGAUCAUGCAGCACAUAUGGCUAGCGUGUCAGGACAAGAAUGUGCAGCCAAGAAUGUAUGCGACGGGCUGGCUCAAGACUCUACUGAAGAAGGAAGCCCACCACAAAAGUCAUGUUGAGCAUACAGGCGGGCUGGACCUGAUUGAGAAGUGUCUGAAGAAAGGAUUGGCAGAUGCAAACCCAACUGUCCGAGAGAACAUGAGAUCGACUUAUUGGGCCUUCGCUCUGAUCUGGCCAGCUAGAGCGGAAUCCAUCCUGGCCACAUUGGACGCUACGCAGCAAAGACUUUUAGAAAACGCCCCUGAUAACCCGAAUUCUCCGAAAAAGCCCGACCCUGUGGCUGCCCGGCCAGGUUUGGGAUUCAGCAAGAGCACGACUGGCCCUCCAAAACCGUCACUUCGGGAGACGAUGUUAGCUCAAAAGAAAGCUGCCAUGGCAAAUAGGAAUCUUCCGGCUCGGCCUGGAUCAGCCAUGUCUUCCUUUUCUCCUACGCGCACAGUCUCAUCAUCAUCCACAUCGUCUAACAAAUCCAGCACCACAUCUAAUAAAGAACGAUCAGAGUCAACUACUGUGGCUCACGGUGGAUUGUCCGUAGCUCCAAUGCGGCCCACAAAAUUUCGACCUGCUCCACGACCAGAGCUUGUCGCAAGACCCGCAACUGCUGGCCCUUAUUCCGUUCGACGACCGGGACAUGGCCCUUCCAACAGUGAUUCCCACACAAGUCCAUCCAUGAGACCAGUAAAGACAAGAACACCAAGCGUUAGUAGUACGAGUCCUCCCAAGAAGCCGAUCGCCAGGCCAAAUACUAGCCACUCUAGCCACGCAAGCUCUAGUCAUACAAGUCCUGCUAAGAGUACCAUUAGUAGAGUUGCGCCAUCGCCUCGCUCAAGUCCAGCAAGACCGAAGCCUACGAGCAAGCAUUUUAAUUCAUCGAGUCCAUCAAAAGCAGAUGAGGAUUUCACCAUGGUCGUCCCUACGCUCUCUGGGCUUUCUGAGUCACACCCUCAAAGUGUGCCUCUUGAGCCUGAGUCGUCAGAUGAAGAUGAGAUUGUCACACCAUUGAAGUCCCUGAAAGUUUAUGAGGAUCCCUUUUCGAGCAUCAAUGACAAUACGACGCCUCGGCCAGUCAUGAUUGCGCCUGUCCUGGAAGAGGUUCCUGUCAACGAAGAUGCUGCUAACUUAGCACGUAAUGGAAUCGAGAUGACAGAUUCUCCGAAGGCUCCAGCACUGUCACCAGAACGAUUGAAGCAGAGCUCGAGACUACUGGAUAGCGGUAUUGCAAAGAUCAAAGCUAAAUCUCUUGAUGUUCAUGGCUUCCGAAAACUUCAAGGCUUAAUCAGAGAUAACAAAGCAGCUUGGUCUGACGACAAGUUUGACGCCCUCCUUGUUGGUUUGUUUGACUACCUUGAGGCUCGCUUGACCAAUCUCACCCCUGAAAAGGACCAAGACGUCAAAGCGCAAAUUCUAGCCACAGUCAAACUUAUGUACAAAAAGGACCGCGAGGCUUUUCGACCCUACGUGACCAAAGGACUGGAAGCUAUUCUAGCAACGCGAAGCUGCUAUGAUGCUCGCACGCACAUCGUCAGCGGACUCGAGCUGCUCGCCGACGAACUUGUCACUCUCUCCAACCCCCAGCAUACAAGCGAAACCAUCACAACGCAUCUCCAGAACGAAGAGAUGACUCUUGAAGGGUGCAGAACUCUCAGCAUGGGUCUACACGUUCUGAAGGAGCUUCUAGAAGUCAAGAAGGAUUUCGCGCCAAACGACUUGGAAGUUGAAGAGAUGUGCAAGCUGGCUGCGCGAUGUCUUGAAAGCUCGGAGAGCGGCGUGCGCAUGGAUGCUGUGCAGUUGUGCGUCAGUGUGCAUGCGCGCGUUGGAGAGUCACGGUUUUGGAGCGCAUUGGGUGGCGUGAAGGAUGAUCCGAAGAGCUUGAUUACUUAUUACAUCGUGAAACGACAAAGAGAGUUGGCUGCGACUUCGUGA
Molecule: messenger RNA, 3216 nt
Organism: Cadophora gregata
Lineage: Eukaryota; Fungi; Ascomycota; Leotiomycetes; Helotiales; Ploettnerulaceae
Gene: STU1
Product: suppressor of tub2 mutation
Exons: 4
Coding region: 1-3216 (1071 amino acids)
Biological process (GO): mitotic spindle assembly; astral microtubule depolymerization
Cellular component (GO): mitotic spindle midzone; microtubule organizing center; cytoplasmic microtubule
Molecular function (GO): microtubule binding
Source: RefSeq, a predicted model, not a curated record